Molecule: messenger RNA, 1601 nt
Organism: Suillus subalutaceus
Lineage: Eukaryota; Fungi; Basidiomycota; Agaricomycetes; Boletales; Suillaceae
Exons: 7
Coding region: 12-1514 (500 amino acids)
Source: RefSeq, a predicted model, not a curated record
AACAACGCCUCAUGAAUCGUAGCCAAAACAUCCAUUUGCCUGUAGCGCAGGAGCCUGACUGGGAGAUAAACAACACCGAGCAAGAUCUCUCAAAAAUUAAAAGUGCAGCAGACAGUUUUGUCAUCCUACAGUCCCUCAGGCAAUGUGCACUUUGGAGAUUCGGUCCGCACAUAUUCACAGAAACGACCAUGUUUGAAGUACACUAUCACCCCAUUCUUGUGCACACAGCACCUGGACCUACCUAUACGCAGCAACAAGGUGCCACCAGUUCUGUCUCUGCGCCACAAGGAUCUACUACUCCCCUCCUUUCGUCAUUACCAAACUCUACAAGUAUCCCACCAACGCUUAUCAACCAAGUGAAUGAAACGCCUCCAUGGACCAACUUAAAAACCCUUGGUGUAACGAUACAGCAACUCGCAUCUUCAUCCGGGGUGAACCUGGAUGCUUCUUCAAUGCAAUCCGCACAGGCGCAGAAUACAGCAACAGCUGUAGCAAAUGGUGCAGCGUCACCUAUUCACCCGGUAUAUCAAACCAAGGAUUUUGAUAUCGUAAUCGAAUUCCGUGAGUGUCCUACGGACCGUUGGAUUUUCCCUCGUGGUCCUGCCGUAGGCAAUUUCACCCCAGUUCCAGGGUCAAUGGGAUCAUAUGGCGAAAUAACCCUGUCUACGCGUGUUCCGUUUGAACAACGGACUGAAGUAGUUUUGGAGUCUCAACCCGAUGGACAAAUUCGGUCGAAGACACCAGAACCCCGGGAAGUGGUCACAUUUACUUUCACCGGGGCGGGUGCUCCCGUAUGGGAUUCGAUAUUACGCUGGAUCGGCUCUGAAGACAAGUUGGAAGAAAACCGCAGGAUUCUCGAAUCCAUUAAUACACCUCGACGAGUUUACUUGGCACAUAGAAUUGCAGAAAGCUCUCUACUAGCCCAAAUUCAAAACGCUGCAGUUCCUACAUUCUCUACAAAGCUUCUCAGGUCAGCCGCAGAGAGUAGCAAUAAACCGAAACGCAAGGCAGCACCUCGUAAACCUCCUCAGGCCCAGGCCCAGCCUCAACCUCAGCCUCAACCCCAGUCACAGUCCCAGCCACAGCCUCAGUCUCAGGCCCAGCCUCCGCCUCCGCCACAAGACGCAGGCCCUGUGCAACAAAUCGGAGAGUCAGCUCCACCUCCGCCAAAGAAAAGGCGCCAGACACAACCGAAAUCCACGACUUCGUUGCCCAAGAUAGCUUGCUUUGCGUGCGGACAAACAGAUGUCCCUUUAAUCAUGGGCGGAAGAUAUUGUCGGCCGUGUGUUGAAGCCGGCUGCGCUAUCGAUGAUAUACCGCAAGUAGGCAGUAGCCGGUACUCUUACCAAUCCUCCGCACAACACUCGAGGCAAAGCAGCACCUCGCACACUCCAGAUGCUCGACAUCAGUCCACUACUGCUUUAAAGACCCACGCGGUUUUUGUUCCGUAUCCCAAAGCCUCAGCAACAGAGCAGACGAGUAAUGUACCGACGCCCGAUGCCAGACUAACCUAAAUAUCAUUAGCAAGAUAAUUAUGUGUACAUCGAAUGCGUGCGUGCGUGAUAUGCGAUUACAGUGAUGCAAAUGACUAGAGUCCAAGA